AUGUCUGAUCAAUAUAAUCAAGAUAAAUUGAAUCAAGACUUUCAAAAUACAUCACUUGGUGGUACACCAGUUGAUCAAUCUCAACAAAAUCAAAGUCAAAAUAAUUAUAAUCCAAAUCAAGCUCAAUCAUUUGUACCUUUUGGUGGUUAUCAACAACAAUUUCAAAAUUUCCAACCUCAACAACAACUGCAACAACAGCAACAACAAUUUGGUGGUUAUAAUCAAUAUCAAGGUGGUUAUCAACAAAAUUAUAAUAACAACAAUACUAAUAGAGGUGGUUACCAACAAUAUAAUAGUAGAGGAGGAUAUCAACAAUACAAUAAUAGACAACAACAACAACAACAACCAUAUAGCGCUGGUCAACAAUAUGGAGGUUAUCAAUCAUAUAAUUCUCAACAACCACAGCAACAACAACAGCAGCAAGGUAUGUCAUUAGCUGAUUUUGAAAAACAAAAACAAUCUCAACAAGCAUCAUUAAAUAAACCAGUUAAAAAAACUUUGAAAUUAGCACCAUCAUCAGGUAUAAAGUUAGCCAAUAAGAAAGUUGAAUCAAAAGAAAGUUCACCAGCUCCUUCAACUAAAGAAGAAGAAUCAAAAGAAGAACCUAAAAAAGAAUCAGAUGAUUCAUCAAAAAUUGAAUCAACACCAACACCUGCAUCAUCAGCACCACCAGCAAAGAAAGAAUCUACACCAGCACCAAAUCAAAAAGAAAGUACUCCAACACCAAAAGAAUCUACUCCAACACCAUCAAAAUCAAAUACUACAAAAUCUUCAACUCCAGCACCAUCAAUAUCAUCAGAUGCAGUAGUCAAAGAACAAGAAGAUGAAGUUGAUGAAGAAGUUGUUAAAGAUAUGUUUGGAGGAAAAGAUCAUGUUUCAAUAAUUUUUAUGGGACAUGUAGAUGCAGGAAAAUCAACAUUAGGUGGAAAUAUUUUAUAUUUAACUGGUUCAGUUGAUAAAAGAACAGUUGAAAAAUAUGAAAGAGAAGCAAAAGAUGCAGGAAGACAAGGUUGGUAUUUAUCUUGGAUUAUGGAUACUAAUAAAGAAGAAAGAUCUGAUGGUAAAACCAUUGAAGUUGGAAAAGCAUAUUUUGAAACUGAUAAAAGAAGAUAUACCAUUUUAGAUGCACCAGGACAUAAAUUAUAUGUUUCAGAAAUGAUUGGAGGUGCAUCACAAGCAGACGUUGGUAUCUUGGUUAUUAGUGCAAGAAAAGGGGAAUAUGAAACAGGGUUUGAAAAAGGUGGUCAAACUCGUGAACAUGCUCUUCUUGCUAAGACUCAAGGUGUCAACAAACUUGUGGUUGUUGUUAAUAAGAUGGAUGACCCAACUGUAAAUUGGUCACAAGAUCGUUUCAAUGAGUGUACCUCCAAAUUAGGUGUGUAUUUGAAGGGUAUUGGUUAUGCUAAAGAGGAUGUUAUUAAUAUACCAAUAUCUGGAUAUACAGGUGCCAAUUUGAAAGAAAAAGUUUCACCUAAAGACUGUCCUUGGUAUAAAGGUCCAACUUUCUUGGAAUAUUUAGAUAAUAUGGAAACUCUUAACAGAAAAAUCAAUGGUCCUUUCAUGUUACCUAUAUCAGGAAAAAUGAAGGAUAUGGGAACAGUAGUUGAAGGUAAGAUUGAAAGUGGACAUAUCAAAAAGGGUUCAAAUUUAUUACUUAUGCCAAAUAGAACAUCAAUUGAAGUUUUAACCAUUUAUAAUGAAACAGAACAAGAAUGUGAAUCAGCAUAUAGUGGAGAACAAGUUAGAUUAAAAGUUAAAGGAGUUGAAGAAGAAGAUUUACAAGUAGGUUAUGUAUUAACUUCACCUAAAAAUCCAGUUAAAACAGUAACUAAAUUUGAAGCUCAAAUUGCAAUUGUUGAAUUAAAAUCAAUUUUAUCAAAUGGUUUUUCAUGUGUUAUGCAUUUACAUACAUCAAUUGAAGAAGUUAAAUUUUUAGAAUUAAAACAUAAAUUAGAAAAAGGUACAAAUAGAAAAUCUAAAAAACCUCCUGCAUUUGCUAAAAAGGGUAUGAAAAUUAUUGCAAUUUUAGAAGCAAGUGAAAGAGUAUGUGCUGAAACUUAUAAUGAUUAUCCUCAAUUAGGUAGAUUUACUUUAAGAGAUCAAGGUGCUACUAUUGCUAUUGGUAAAAUUACUAAAUUAUUAUAA
Lodderomyces jiufengensis is the source of this 2145-nucleotide messenger RNA. RefSeq names its product translation termination factor GTPase eRF3 (gene SUP35). Gene Ontology annotation, cellular component: translation release factor complex. Gene Ontology annotation, biological process: translation; nuclear-transcribed mRNA catabolic process, deadenylation-dependent decay; translational termination. Gene Ontology annotation, molecular function: GTPase activity; GTP binding; translation release factor activity. The transcript has a single exon. The coding region runs from base 1 to 2145 and encodes 714 amino acids. The record is from RefSeq and is a predicted model, not a curated record. NCBI's taxonomy places the organism in Eukaryota, Fungi, Ascomycota, Pichiomycetes, Serinales, Debaryomycetaceae.